GGUGGAUGUUACAUGGCAAGUGUAUCCGUUCGUCUCUGUUUAGCCUGCACUACACGGGCCUUGCCUAGAUACUUAGCAUCUCAUCGAUUUAGCACCAGGGGCCAGUACUGCGUAAGAAAUGAGACCUAUAAAAGUGGCAACAACUCAAAAGAGGCAGGUGGUGGAUCAAGAAAGAUAAAUAUCCUCGCUGCAGCUGUAGGAGUAGCCAUUAUAUCAAGUAAUUCUGAAGAGGAUAAUGCUGGCAACUACAUUGAGGGUUUACCUACAUACACAGCUCAAGAUGUAAUGCUGCGUGAUGGAAGUGAUCAUGAAAACAAAGAUUCGAUCCCGUCUAGAGUUUGGAUUUCAUAUAAAGAAGGGGUUUAUGAUGUGACGGACUUUAUAAGUCAGCAUCCUGGUGGGGAGAAACUACUGAUCGGUGCGGGAGGUCCUAUUGAACCUUUCUGGGCUCUUUACGCUGUGCACAAGAAACCAUAUGUGUACAAAUUGCUUGCGGAGUACAGAAUAGGUAACCUAUCCAAAGCUGACAUAGUUAAAGAGGAUAGUGAAGACCCGUAUGCCAACGACCCAGUACGACACCCAGCCUUCAACAUAAACAAUGCUCGACCGUACAAUGCGGAACCUCCUUUAAAUAUACUAGCUGAUAACUUUAUCACUCCCAAUGAUCUGUUCUACGUGAGGAACCACCAUCCAGUACCGGAAAUUGAACCAGAGGAUUACGAACUUCAGAUAGAAGGAGUCGGAUUUGAGGAGCCAGUAAACCUGACCUUAUCAGACUUACAGGAGAUGGAGCAACACACAGUUACAGCUGCUAUCCAGUGUGCUGGCAACAGGCGAGCUGACAUGUUGCAGCACAAGCCAGUACGAGGUAUGAACUGGGGAGGAGCUGCCAUAUCUAACGCUACCUGGUCAGGUCCCAAACUGUGUGACCUUCUCAACCACCUCGGCUGGGAUGAGGAGAAGUACCCUGCUGUCAAACACGUCUGGGCUGACGGUUUAGAUUACGGACCAGAUGGAACUAGCUACGGUGCUUCAAUCCUGAUAGAAAAGGCCAUGGAUCCCAGACAAGAUGUUAUACUUGCUCUAAAAAUGAACGGAGAGGAGCUGCCACGAGACCACGGUUACCCAGUCAGACUGGUAGCCCCGGGAGUGGUGGGAGCUCGUAACGUGAAGUGGGUAGGCAGUAUUACUCUGAGUGAGGUGGAGAGUUUUAGUCACUGGCAGAGGAGAGACUACAAGGGAUUCAACCCAAGUAUAGACUGGCACAAUGUAGACUUUGACGACAAGUAUGCAGUUUCCAUACAGAAUCAGCCAAUCACCAGCAUGGUGUGUGAUCCGCUUGAUGGAGGAACUGUGGAGAUUAUUGAUAACAAGAUACAUUUGAAGGGUUAUGCGUUCAGUGGUGCGGGCGCUAAGGUGAUAAGGGUGGACGUUACAUUAGACGACGGUGUUACGUGGCAGACUGCUGAGCUGGUACAAGACGACAGUCCUCUUAACCGGUGUUGGUCUUGGUCGCUCUGGGAGGGUGAUAUUGAGUUACCGGAGGGAUCAAAACCUGGAGACGAGGUGAAGGUGACGUGUUGUGCUGUGGACUCCAACUACAACAGACAGCCGGAAAAAGUGAAGAAUAUCUGGAAUUUAAGGGGAUGUCUCAGCAACUCCUGGCAUUUCAUUAGUGUCAAACUGAAGUAAAUUAUUAUAAGGUUUAGAAAAGUUAAAGCAGCGAAUUACGCUAAUUUAAAAAGACUUCGGUUUUAAAUGUAUGCAUCCGUACGGAUGAUGAUUAAUCACUCUACACUCGACUGUCACUUGACUUUUUCAACCCGUUCUCUAGCUGGCCGGGCCAGCCUGGUCCUGAACGACUAUUCGAAACCCUAACCCUCUAAUCUGAUCCCAUCCCUAACCCUACCCCAAUCCCUGACGAAAGCAUAUGCCGAAACCCUAAACCCAACGAGAAAUUAGACCAACUUCCUUAUACGGUCAUAUCACGUGAUCGAAACAGUUUUUCGCCAAUAUCUCGGUAGGGGAUCAUUUUAACCCUAUAGAUUAGUAUUACUUAUGUCAUGGGGGUGAUUAGGAAUCAGCGUCCGAAAAUACAUCGAUUUUUAAAAGAAAAAUCUCGAAGGUCGAGUGUAAAGUGAUUUAGCACGCUCGCAUCGGUACUGCAUGGUUACCGUUUUUUGCCGAUUUUUACUUACUCAUUAUGUUAAUACAUAGUAAAACUGAUUAGAUUUAAAUUUUGGGACCUAGUAAACUUUAAGUAAUUAGAAUUAACUUAUCGCAUUUUUGUAAUUGGUUACAGUUUGUAUCAUGUUCUUACUUCAUAAGGGGUCGUUCACAUAUUACGUAAUCAAUUUUUGAACAGUUUUUACCCCCCC
Bolinopsis microptera is the source of this 2378-nucleotide messenger RNA. RefSeq names its product sulfite oxidase-like. Gene Ontology annotation, biological process: sulfur compound metabolic process. Gene Ontology annotation, cellular component: mitochondrion. The transcript is spliced from 13 exons. Gene Ontology annotation, molecular function: molybdopterin cofactor binding; molybdenum ion binding; heme binding. NCBI's taxonomy places the organism in Eukaryota, Metazoa, Ctenophora, Tentaculata, Lobata, Bolinopsidae. The record is from RefSeq and is a predicted model, not a curated record. Bases 13 to 1692 code for a protein of 559 amino acids.